UUUGUCCAGACAACAGAUUACUCGCGAACUCUGCAUAUCUCGUUUCGAGCGUGCCUUGGAAGGGCGCCAGAACUCGCCCGCUGCGCAACUUGUUCGACAAAUUCUGUUAGAGCCUCUGCAGCGCGCAAAGCGGCGGCCUCCUGGUAACGUUGCUGACCUCACUGCAUCCUGUUCCUUCAGUCUUUCCUGCGCGGAUGAGGCCUUCCUUCGUCUGCCUCUAAGCCGGCUUAUCGACCCGGCAUUUGGAUCCCUAGAGCAGAGACUUCAACUGUUGACUCUGUUCGGCUUUUCGGGAGCCCUGCCCCCGAGCAUGAGGGCAGUAUCCAUGUUAAAAAUGGACUCACCAGGAGACAGCGAGUCGCAGUUGGACUUGGAUAACUUCUGGUCGCUGGUGCGUUCCAUAGUCUUUUCGGAAACAGAUAAGAGGCCUGCGUUUGACGCUCCCGUUCGCCGUUUUUUGCUGGAGGAACUCGUUCACAACGCCGUACCAUCCAUUGUGCGUUUUUGUCUGCGCAGAGUUCUUCAUGAGGAUGUGUCCCUCCUUAGUUCAUCACGGGUGCUCGAUUUUGCUACAACACUCCUCAAUUUGCCCACCUUUGCGUCACCAGUCCCACUGGCGGAGCCGCAUGAACGUCCAGAUGCGGGCACCUUCUACUCCUCCUUCCAUCAACUCACAGACCCCAUUGAAGCGCUACACCUUCUCUUGUAUAUCCUCUCGGAAAGCCUCACCAACGCCAAGCUUCAAGGACGCAGCGAAAAGGUCCUCAGCGUUGUGGAUUCCCAACUCUCGGCUCGUGCUGCGUUUUUUGAUCUAGCCCUACAGUCCUGGCCACGGCUUUCGGUUAUGUGUCUUGAAGUAAUCUGUGGUUUUGCUGACGCAUCUCCGGCCAACCUUCCUCCCAACUUGUUUCAAGUCCUGAUGCCAUUCAUCGGAUCGAAUCCUAGCGAUCUGCGACAGCAUGCUCAAAACUUCCUCGUUUGCGUUUAUCUGCGUAGACCGGGUUUGAAAUAUCUGUUGACUUCUUCCAAAGCUCAUGUCUUACUUUCUCAACCGUCGGCUGCAUGCCGCAGCCUUCCAGCCUGUUUUGAACAGUCGGAGAUCGACCGACUGGGUCCCUCGUUCCUCAUAGGUCUUUCCGGCAGUCAGGAGGCCGUGCGUGAUAUGUCCGCCAUCGCUAGUUGCACUCUUGCAGUAAACCACCCACGCGCCUGCCUUAGACUUCUCCCGCUUGCUGCAGGCCUCUCUCAAGAGGAGCAUAUGCAAACUUGCAAGCCCGUGGGCAUUCUCUUUUCCUCAGAGGCUGAGGCCUACCGGUUAGUUCUUACAUUCAACUUUUUAAUCUCCUGA
This is a messenger RNA of Dibothriocephalus latus, 1348 nucleotides long. The record is from the annotation of a GenBank genome assembly. Lineage: Eukaryota; Metazoa; Platyhelminthes; Cestoda; Diphyllobothriidea; Diphyllobothriidae.